UCAAGAUAAGGUAUCAACACGCAGUAGCGCCGCCAGCUCACAAGAUUCAAUGUUUGAAGAUUCAGCUGACGAAACGCAGCUUCACACUAUUGUAUAUGAUAAAGAAGUUGUGCAAUCUCUUCUAGAAGAUUCUAGUGAAUUAAUAGACGUGAAACAGAAGUCAGGAAAUGUCACCAUACCAGAGACACCUAGCGGGAGUGAUGAUUCGGAUUCUGAACCUGAACCUGUGGUACCUGUGAAAAGCAAAGGAAAAAGUAAAGGAAAAAAGAAAUGA
Molecule: messenger RNA, 274 nt
Organism: Papilio machaon (common yellow swallowtail)
Lineage: Eukaryota; Metazoa; Arthropoda; Insecta; Lepidoptera; Papilionidae
Exons: 3
Coding region: 50-274 (74 amino acids)
Source: RefSeq, a predicted model, not a curated record